UUAAGACGAGUAUUGUGUUGGAAACCAAGCGAGCUAGCCGCGAACACGGACAGUGUACCAUAUAAAAACAAAAAUGGAUCACAAAAAGCCUGAAAUACCAACGUGCGAAGUAUGCCAACAGCCAGCUAAUCAAAUUUGUGGAGGAUGUAAACUCGUUUAUUAUUGUUCAAGACCACAUCAAAAACUAGGUUGGAGGGAAGGGCACAAAUUCAAAUGUUGCGCCUUCAAAAUUCAUUAUUCUGACACGUUUGGUAGACACAUGAUAGCAACGAGGGAUAUAAAACAAGGUGAAAUGAUAUUGAAGGAGAAACCAGCGGUGAUUGGUCCGAGAAUGACGUGCACACCUCACUGUUUGGCAUGCGGUAAGAAGCUAGAGCCGGCGAAGCUUGAAGGUGGUUUUGAUUUCUAUAAAUGUUCUUUGUGUAAUUGGCCAAUGUGUGGACCCCAGUGUGAGAAAGCUGAUGUACAUAAACCUGAAUGUAAAAUAAUGUCAGACAGAAAGUAUAGAUGCGCUAUAAAAUAUGAGCAAUCGGACAAAGCCGAGGCAGCUUAUUGUGUUAUCACUCCUCUCAGAGUGUUAUUAACGAAGAAUUCCAAUCCCCUUCAAUUUGAAAACUUAAUGAGCUUAGAAUCUCAUUUAGAAGACAAGAAAGAUACACCUUUGUAUCUAGUUCUGAGAGCAAAUUUAGUGACUUUCAUUGUUCAAGUACUAGGCAUGGAAUUCGAUGAAGAAACUAUUUUAAAAGCAGCUUCGAUACUGGAUACGAAUGCAUUUGAUGUAAGAUCCACAGAUGGUACAAAAAGGUCAAGAGCUAUUUAUGUGACAGCAUCAAUGAUGAACCACAGUUGCAAACCUAACACUCGUCAUAUAUUCUUGGACGAUGAUUAUAAAAUCGCAGUCAUAGCGACUGUGCCAAUUUCUAAAGGCGAUAUUAUAACUGCAACAUAUACACAGACACUGUGGGGAACCUUAGAUAGACGAAGACAUUUAAGAAAUAUUAAACAUUUCGAAUGUGAAUGCGAUAGGUGUAAAGAUCCAACUGAACUCGGAACUUAUUUGGGUAACAUAUAUUGUUCUAUUUGUAAUGGACCAGGAAGUGAUAAUAUUACACCAAAACCAAUGAUGGUAUCAAGUAAUCCAUUAGAUGAAAAUGCAUUAUGGCGAUGUGAAAAAUGUGAGCAUUUCAUUCAAAGCCGACAAAUGUUCUGGGGUAACAAUGCUUUGAUGCAAGACUUAAAUAAAUUAAAUAAAACUGGACAUAAGGAUUAUGAAGACUUUAUUCGUAGGUAUAGUAACACGUUGCACCCACUUAACCAUUUAGUGGUUCAAGCCAAAUUGGCGUUGAUACAAAUUUAUGGAAAUUAUAAAGGAUAUUCUUUGACAGAAAUUUCCGAUGCCCUUCUAAAAAGGAAAGUUGAUUUAUGCCACGAGCUUCUGGAGUUAGCAGAUAAGUUGGAACCAGGAUGGACCAGAUUCCGUGGCACGUUAUUACUAGACCUGCAAGCGGCGAUGACAAUGCAGACCAAGAGAGAAUAUGAAAGUGGAAAAAUUACAAAAGCUGCUGCCCAAGAUCAACUAAUGGAGAGCAUGGUGUUGCUUCAAGAAGCCACAAAUAUUUUAAAAGUCGAACCCGACAUGAGAACUGCGUUAGAAGUUAAAAUUCAGGAGCUGUCUUCUCAGUUAGACGCGGAAGAAAAUGGAAUUUCCGAUGCCUAAUGUUAUGUUUAAUCUAUCUAGAUUCAUGAAUUUAUUUAUAUUAUAACAUUUUUUUUUUACAUUUUACAAAUUAUAUUUGCAUUGUCUAUUAUCUACUAAAAAAUAAACAAAUUAAGACAUUAUGUUAAUUAGAUAUAUGAUUUAUAACAGUAUUAAUGUAUAAUUAUGUACAAUUAUACGAAAAAUAGUUUUAAAAGACAUGUAAUAUAAUAAUUAAAAAUAAAC
Galleria mellonella (greater wax moth) is the source of this 1942-nucleotide messenger RNA. It is a transcript of the gene SmydA-2, whose product is annotated as SET domain-containing protein SmydA-8. Gene Ontology annotation, molecular function: protein binding. Lineage: Eukaryota; Metazoa; Arthropoda; Insecta; Lepidoptera; Pyralidae. The transcript is spliced from 3 exons. The coding region runs from base 74 to 1717 and encodes 547 amino acids. The record is from RefSeq and is a predicted model, not a curated record.